AUGCAGUGGAGUCUGUUUGUGCUCAUUCUGAUGGGUCAGUGUGCCUUCUUCACAUGUCACCUCUAUGAAUACCACUUCAUUGAAGAGUAUAAGAACUGGACAGAAGCCCAGAGCUACUGCAGAGACCAUUACACUGACCUGGCCACAGUGACUGACAACACAGACAUGGAGAGACUCCUUGACUGUGCAAAGAGUCGAGACGGAGUCUGGAUUGGGCUUCAUGAAAUACAAGAAGUCGGGGCGUGGCGCUGGUCUCUGCCAGGGCUGGAGGGAAGUGUGUGGGAAUGUAAAGGUGGACAGUCAGACUGUGAAGCGGACGAGAACUGUGUGAAACUGGAGGAUGAUGGUGAUGAAUGGGAGGCUGAAGAGUGUUCUGACAGAAACAAAUUUAUCUGCUAUGAUGAAGAUCGUAAAGACAAUAAAACGUUCCAUUUCAUUGACAAAAUGGAGACCUGGCCACAGGCUCAGAGCUACUGCAGAGAAAACCACACUGACCUGGUGAGUGGAUGCGAACAGUUAAAGGACCCAGAAUUCAAGCAGGAGCGUCCUCAGGAUGAAGAAGACUUGUGGAUCGGCCUGUUCAGAGACAGCUGGAGGUGGUCAGAUGGCAGCAAUUCCUCUUUCAGAGACUGGGAUCUGGACUUAUCUACAGAUGGAGACGACAAGAAAUGCGCUCUGGUUGAGAAUGGAAAAUGGAGAUCUGAUAAAUGUGAUGAAAAAAAACCCUUUGUCUGCUAUGAUGAUAAAUUGAUCCUGAUCAAAGAAAAGAAGACCUGGGAGGACGCUUUGAAUUACUGCAGACACAACCACAGGGACCUGGUGUCCAUCACUAACCCUCACCAGCAGAGGUGGGUCCAGGAGAGAGCCAAGCAGGCCGACUCUGACCUCGUCUGGCUGGGGCUGUCCUACAGCUGCUUUCUGGAUUUGUGGUUCUGGGUCAACGACAACGUGGUCUGCUAUGAUAAGUGGGACUCAGAGGAGCCGGAGGAGAACUGUGAAAGGGCUGCAGCCAUGAAGAAAGGAGGAGAGCAUGAAUGGGUCAGCAAGUUUAAAACUGAAGAGUUCAAUUUCAUCUGCACUUUGAAGAAAGUCUGAAUGACUUCAUUCAAACUGCAUGAGCGAUAAGGACAGACAACAAGUGAGGACAGUUUUCAUUCCAUCAGGAUGUUGUCCUAUUUUUCUUUUAAAGUUUGGCCUUUAAUGCGUCUUUUUAGGUUGUAUUUUGUAUCCUAUGAGUGUGAAACAGCAAGAGGAAGUUUGAAUGAAUACAACUUAUAUUGCUUUGCUAUAAUUAACAUUUAUACACUCGUUUAACAAUGUUUUAGUUUAGUUUUU
This is a messenger RNA of Centropristis striata (black sea bass), 1335 nucleotides long. RefSeq names its product C-type mannose receptor 2-like. The coding region runs from base 1 to 1095 and encodes 364 amino acids. The record is from RefSeq and is a predicted model, not a curated record. NCBI's taxonomy places the organism in Eukaryota, Metazoa, Chordata, Actinopteri, Perciformes, Serranidae. The transcript has 5 exons.